This is a messenger RNA of Meloidogyne enterolobii, 618 nucleotides long. Lineage: Eukaryota; Metazoa; Nematoda; Chromadorea; Rhabditida; Meloidogynidae. The record is from the annotation of a GenBank genome assembly.
AUGUCGGUUGAACAAUUGAAUCAUCAACUGUCUUUGGCUCAUGCUCGAAUCACUUCUCAGGAUCGGCAAAUUGCUUCUCAAGAUCAGCAAAUUGCUUCUCAGGAUCAGAAAAUUGCUUCUCAGCAAACUCAACUUAACAAAUUGACCAGAAUGAUUGGACUUCCAGCGGUGUUCGUUGGUUAUGGUGGCCGGUUUGAGCGUAGAUCCUGCAGUCUUUAUGCUCUGGGAUUUACUGGAACAGUGCCUUUUAGUCUUUGCAAUGACAAAAACUUUAUUUUCAUUAAUUCGCAAUGGGAAUUAAAGUCUGAUCCUGGACGAAAACUCCUUCUGGACGUGGACGAAAUUGAAGGUCCGAUAACAAUUGGUUCUGGAAUUGUUUGGCCAUCAACGAAUAAAUUCUACAAGAGUGAAGUUCCGCAUAUUUUUUUCACGAUCAAUGGGCAAAAGAUUGGGAAAUAUAUUCCUGUUGACUCUUCCUCGGAUAUGUUCCAUCCAAAAUAUGACUCCCAUGGUGAUGAUGCUGUGGUUAAUGUUAGUCUUGCUGAAGGUUUCCGCUAUGAUGUGGUCAACCAAGACUUUGGAGACGAUGUGUACAAUGAGGAAGACUGGGACAUUUAA